AUGAGAGCUGUAACUACCAGGAUUAACUACUUGUAUUAUUGCAAUAGAUAUAUUUGUAAUAUUAUCAGGAAAUGUCAAGAGCUUCUGGGUGUUGUUAGGGACAGGACUGAUCUUGCCAGACGAAUGAGAGCUGAUGACAGAGACAUGAAUCCAGAUAAUUUUUUGCGACUGAAGGGAGUGCCAAUGGUUUAUGACCUUAUCAAUGAGAUUGCAGAUGCCUUCUGCAAUCACUCGGCUGUAUUGUCGGCAUUUAGCGUGCUAGACCCUGGCAAUCUUCCAGAUAGUGUUACUGAAAUAGCAGAAUAUGGCAAGGCAAAGAGGAGAUGACUCUGUAACAAAAGUGUAUAGGGCCAUGGAAAGAGACCCAGUUAUCCGAGCUUGUUUCCCCAGAGUUUACAAGCUAUUUAAGUUGGCACUGUUGAUUCCCCAAUCAACAGCUGUUGUGGAACGGGGUUUUAGUGUCAUGAAUGACAUCUGCACAUUUCUGAGAACAUCUAUGGGGCAGAUAACACUGGAUGCCAUGAUGCGCAUUUCUUUGAUGCAGGACACUCUUCAGGCUUUUGGGGAUGAGGAUUAUGAAAAUUUGGUUUCAAUUUUCAAGGACAAAAAAAAGAGGGAGAUGAAGUUAUAAAUUAACAUUAAACUGUUAUUAAACAUAACUGUAUAGAUGUGCAGUGACAAUAAAUUCAUCUUCAGAAAUGCCUUUUUAUUUGUUGAUGUUUGAAAUUAAGUUCUUAGACUUAUGUAAACCUGAAAUGUGUUUUAACAUAUAAAAAUAUACAAAUAGAUAUUUUCCCCAAAAGUGCGAAAAUCGCGCAUAUUUUCCCCACAAAAAGGGCUAGGGCCCCUUCCCCAAAAAUAGUAAAAAGGCCCUGAUAGCCCAUGGAUCUGUGAUAACAUUAAGUGAUGAAGGAACGAAAUACUCUAUGUUUCCUUCCAGCAUUAUUAAGUUUGGUAACAAAAUCAUACAUGCAGUUGGAAGUGCUUAUAGGUCUUGUAAAAUAUGUCCUAAAUAUUACUGACUUCAAUACAUAUAAUUUAUUUUGUCCCUUUGUCUGUAGUUAUGCAGUAAGUAAUUUUCAUUUGAUAUUAUAAUAUGCAAUUGCUGUAUUAGGUCUACUUGAAUAAGUGUAAACUAGUCAUUGAAAAGAAGAAAAUGAGUUACUGCAAAAAAGCUUUUUUGCUCAUAAUUCCUUUACAUAAUGAUAUCAAUGACAUGAUAAGACAGGAACAAAUUAUCAUUAUUGCAUUUAAAAUAUAAUCACAAAAUCGGUAUAUUAAAAAAAAAUCCCAAAAAUAUCACGCAUCUGAAUGUGUUUAUCCGAAAUGUAGUACACUAUUGAUUAUGGAAUUGCCGACUUUUUCCACGGUGUAAGUGUUCUAACAUCAUAGUAAACAUCAUAUAUUAAACAAAACUAUAUAAAACAUAUCAUUUUUAGCUCGACUAUUCGAUUAGAAUAAGUAGA
Messenger RNA from Ruditapes philippinarum (Manila clam), 1466 nucleotides. RefSeq lists its product as uncharacterized. The record is from RefSeq and is a predicted model, not a curated record. The coding region runs from base 1 to 327 and encodes 108 amino acids. Lineage: Eukaryota; Metazoa; Mollusca; Bivalvia; Venerida; Veneridae. The transcript has 4 exons.